Durusdinium trenchii is the source of this 1945-nucleotide messenger RNA. The record is from the annotation of a GenBank genome assembly. Lineage: Eukaryota; Dinophyceae; Suessiales; Symbiodiniaceae.
UCCCACUGGUGCAGAUGGCAACAAAAACCCAAUGUGUCACCCACUGCCGUGAACCCACGCGCACGCAACAGAACGUGGCACAACAAGGGGUGCAUUGAUGGAAGCCAAGCGCUUGACAGUGGCGCUUUGCGGACAUGUGGACUCAGGGAAGACCUCACUUGCUGGAACCCUACUCUACAUGCUUGGAAGGAAAGACCUGGUGCCAUGCCUUGCUACCCCGGAAGAGCAUCUUAGAGGAAUCACCAUCACUUGCAAGAGGCAUGAGUUCUUCACGGACAAAUGGAACUACACGCUAGUGGAUUGUUCGGGUCAUCGCGAUUUCAUCAAGAAUAUGUUAAUGGGUGCCUCACAAGCGGAGGCUGCUAUCCUGUUGGUUCCUGCUGACGGAAGCUUCACUAGCUCAGUGCAGCCAAGUAGCAGGGAAUACAUUGAAGGCGGAACGCGACAACAUGGCCGGUUGUUGAGACUCUUGGGUAUACAACAGAUGUGCGUUGUGGUAAACAAGAUGGAUUGUGACCUCUUUUACGGAAGCGGCCGAGCACGGGAAGAGCGGUUUAAUGAGAUCAGGAGCGAAGUGAAGCGCUUGCUGGCAAAGGUCGGAUGGCCCAAAGGAGUAGUCGAAACUUCCAUUCCCAUCCUGCCACUCUGUAGCCACACGGGCGACAAUGUGAUCGCUGCAUCAAGCAACAUGGCUUGGUGGCCAGGACAGGAGUUGCAGAUAGGCCAGGAGACCAUUCAUGUGAAGACUUUGUACGAUGUUUUGAAUCAAGUGUUCCGGCCGAAGCAGAGCUCUCAAGCAGAGCUCCAGCCUUUGCGGAUGUCAAUCUCCAACGUGUAUUGCACACCACGAGAUCGUACCAAGAUCGUGGCUGGCCGCGUAGAGCAAGGGUGCCUUCAAGCAGGUGAGGAAAUCAGGCUUCUGCCAGAAGAUGGAGAUGAGAGUGAGGCCACUGUGGAUAGCAUUCAAAUGUUUUCUCAAGCACGAGACUCCGCCACAGAAGGUGACCUCGUGGGCCUGAAGCUUGCAGGCUUGGGAAGAAAACCUCGAUCUGGGGAUGUGGUGGUGGCCAAGGAUGACAUGAGCUUCCGCAAUGUCAUUCGCUUCGAUGCACAGGUGAUGGUUCGGAAAAGAGAGAUCAAGACUGGCUACUGUCCGCUAGCGAUGGUUCGCUGUGCUCGCGCGCCAUGCCGUCUUUGCUCCAUACGAUGGAAAAUGAGCAAGCAGACAGGAGAUCAAAAGAUCGAUGCUCCAAGUGAGCUAGUCUUUGGGGAUUUGGCACUUUGCACAUUCGAGCCAUUGAAGCCUUUUCUGUGUGACUCCAGCACAGGGCAGUCAGUGUCCUUUUCCCGAAUUAUUUUCCUGGAUGGUCAUCAAGAUGUCUUGCUCGGCAGGAUCGUUCACUGUGAGCGCAAAGGAGAAUAUGCUGACAAAGGGGGCAAGAAGAAGUGAAGGAAGGACUUAUCCAGGUAAACUUGCACAUGUUGGAAGUCCUUUGAGGGUGUCUCCAUUUCCAUCCAUUGCCAUCUAAUUGUAUUGAUUGGCAGAAGCAGCACACGCUCUGUCACGGGCUGGACUGGACAUCUCCAUGUCUUGAGGCUUCUUUGAAAGCAUAACGUGAGAGACUUCUGCUACGAACACUUUGAUAGGAUGGCGACGUGCAUGAGUGCUGCCAGUGAAAAGAAUCACUCAGUGAAAUAGCUCAAGUCAUGGCACAAGGGCCAUGGAGUGCCACACCAUUCGCGCCAAGAGGGGGACGACAUGGACGAUCUGUCUUGGAGCUUCACGUCCAUCGCCAGAACGCCGUCAGAUCGACGCCGUAGACGCCGUGCUCCAAGGCUGCGAAGAUGAAAGAAUUCGUCCAGGUGAGGGACCUUUGGUGAUCAACCAGGGAAAUCAAGCUCCCAUAACAAGGAACAUCCAAGCUCCCUGGUUGAUAAGCUCCCU